UCUUCCAUUCUCAUCUUCUUAUUCAACUUCCAUUGUUUUAUUUUUCAUUUUUCAUGCUUUUACAUUUUAGUUUUCUGCUUUUCUUGUGAUCAUUGGGUUUUAGGGCUUUCUGUGGAAUUGCAUGUUGUGGGUUGAAUUUUUUUUGUCUUUCUUUUGGGGGUAUGAUUUUGGGUUAUUGUAAUCUUAGCAAUUGGUUGAAAUUUGAAAAUUUGAACUUUGGUUUCUUAUAAUUCGUAAGGUGGGGUUAGUGAAAGUCGAGGGAUUUCUUUUUACUUUUUUCUGCACACAUUUUAGCUGCGAUGGUUUUGUAGGAGAAAGGUGCUGAUUUGUAGUUGGAUUGUUCUAGAAGAAAGGGUUUCUAUUUUUUUGUUUUUCGUGGGGAAUAUACUGUUGUUGAAAAAUAAUAGUUUCAAAAGUUGUUGAUCAGAAAAAUGAAAUCUUUUGUUUUGGGGGAGGAGUUCAUUUUAAGAAAGUGACCUCGCCUUUUAUGAUGGAAUUACUUGGAGUUUGAAGCUUUUCUUAUGGUUUCUCUUUUUCUGUAGCUGAGGGUUUCGAGAAUUGAGGGAAAUUGAACACAAGAGAAACGUUUGAAGGAGCUUUUGUUUUUGUACAAGAAUGGGUGAUCACAUGGUUUUGUGCGUGGACCGCCUCAUUACACCUGAAAGUUUGCAGUCGCUGCAGGGAACUACUGUUCAGGGAUCUUCUUUAGAAUCUUCAUCUUCCCAAAAUUCAGAGCCACCUGUUUGUGCUAUAGCUGUUGAAGGUGUGGAUGAACAUGAUGGAUCUGAAGAAGACCCACUUAUUCAGACAGUUGAAUGUCGAAUAUGUCAAGAAGAGGACAGCAUUAAGAAUUUGGAGGUUCCUUGUGCUUGCAGUGGCAGCUUGAAGUAUGCUCACAGGAAAUGUGUCCAGCGAUGGUGCAAUGAGAAGGGAGAUAUAACCUGUGAAAUCUGUCAUCAGAAUUAUCAGCCUGGUUAUACCUUGCCUGUACCUCCCCCUCGCUCGGAAGAUGCCACCAUCGAUGUGAGUGAAGGUUGGGCAGUCUCUGAAACUGCUUUAGAUUUGCAUGAUCCACGACUUUUGGCUAUGGCAGCAGCAGAACGCCACUUUCUUGAGGCAGAAUACGAUGAAUAUGCAGAUGCCAGUGCGAAUGGAACGGCAUUUUGCCGAUCUGCUGCUCUGAUUUUGUUGGCCCUCUUACUGUUGAGGCACGCUCUAUACCUUACAAAUGGUGAUGGAGAAGAUGAUGCUUACACUUUCUUCUCGCUUUUAUUGCUGCGAGCUGCCGGGUUUCUUCUUCCCUGCUACAUAAUGGCAUGGGCCAUCAGCAUACUACAGCGUCGAAGACAAAGACAGGAAGCUGCAGCGCUUGCAGCCACUGAAGUUGCAUUUAUGCUGCAGGCAGCACAAGGUCAGAGCCUUCAGUUUACAAUUGCUCCAGGGCCUGUGGUUACACCUCAUCAAGAGCCACUCCAAUAAUAAUGUUUCUUUAUGAAGUGCAUAGAGUUAUUAUAUAUAUUAACUCCAACCUAAAUUUAUUCUACUGCAUUUCACCAUUCCCUUCCCCCCCGUUUUAAAAAAAUGUUAUCAGUAAACUGUAAUUUCCUAUCUUCCACUUAGUAUCCACUGCAAGUUUUUUCUUCGUACUGCUUUAAACCUGUCUCUUGCAUUAUGUAUCUUCAUUUUCUGAGUUAUAUCUUGUAUAUAAUUCUGGUUAUCACCUAAUCAGUGAUGGUUACCCCAGAGAAUUGAGUUGCUUUGUUCAAAAGGUUCUUCCUGUAUAACCAUUAAUAUAUGAUUACUGAUGUAUGAUCUACUUGAGUUA
Benincasa hispida (wax gourd) is the source of this 1825-nucleotide messenger RNA. The record is from RefSeq and is a predicted model, not a curated record. NCBI's taxonomy places the organism in Eukaryota, Viridiplantae, Streptophyta, Magnoliopsida, Cucurbitales, Cucurbitaceae.